GGGGUUCCCAGAACCUACAUUAACUGAGAAAAGGAAAAAACCAGACUAAGAUAGGCAGUCAGGAGUGGUAGCAACCCUGUAAUCCCAGUACUCUCAAAGCUGAGGCAAACAGGUUGCUUUAAAUUCUAGGCUAGUCUGGAUUACAGUGAAAUCCAACCUAUAACUUCGGUCUCUGCCCCCUCAAGAAUGGGAGUGAUGUUCUCCAUUCCUGUAGCCCCAACACUUGGGAAGUGGAGCAAGGGUUCUUUUCCAGGUUGUUCUAUGAGAGUGUAUUACAAAGCACCAGUAAAAAACGAUGCACCGAAACAAAAUGUUUCCGUAGUGCUAAAGAGGGUAGUGGCAGGUAAUUUUGUCUUAUUAACAAGACAGAGAUCCGAAAAACCUUCCCACCAACCUGUCCUUUUUUUCAUCUCAAGAACCUCUAUUUUCUACAGAAGCCUAAACUAUGCGGGCUGAAAACCAAAGGUUUGCUGAUUUCUCUCAUCAUAACCUUGUUUUUUCGUUUGUUUUGUUUUGUUUUGUUUUUCGAGACAGGGCUUCACUGUAUAGCCUUGGUUGGCCUGGAACUCAUUCUGUAGAUCCAUCUACCUCUGCCUCCCUAGUACUGGGAUUAAAGGCGUGCGCUACUACCGACUGGUGGAGGUGGUGAUGUGGGUCUUAAUGUUUCCUAAACGUCUAUAAAAGAGUUUUAAUCCACUCCUUUUGCGAUCUGUGCAUUCGAUCUGCUCCAGUUCCCUAGCCACAGUAAGCAGACCUUGUGGCCGCCACAUUCAGCCUUGGAGGAGGGCAGGGGCAGAGACCAGCUAUGUGCACAGUCUUCCUUAAGUGUCCGAGGUAUGCGCCCCUUCCUGCACCCUAGCCUCUCGUAGGGAAAAGCCGGACUGAGCGUCAGCUUUCAGGGUCCAGGAGGACCGGAAGCAAAUGCUGGCCUCCUUCAGCGCAGGCGCCACCCAGCAGGUCCCAUUGGUGGAUGUGGACCUUCCCUGUGGUGCGUCCCCGGCUCUUGAGCCUCUCAAAUCCUGUUUAGCGUGGCGUCCUCAGUCGCUCAUGAUUCUCAGGUCUUUUGGAUCUGGGGAGGGCGUGGAAGAGGACUUUCUGUGCAGCCCCUUAACCCCCCGAGGGACGGCCUAGUCCUUUAACCUCACCCAGCAAGAGUACCGAUGUCAGAACCACUGUGAUCUCGGACUCUACCGAAGAAAGCGAGAGGAGAGUGGUCCAAACCUCGCUGCGGAUUCUGUGCCGAACCUAAAGACGAGCCCAUGUUACAGUCAAAACCGUGCGCCUUCGAAAGGCAGGUUUCAAUUUCUGCAAGGUUCGAGGCAGGACGCCUACGCAAACUGUAGAGCCCAAGCUAUGGCGACCGAACAUCCCCCAGCAGAGGGAGCACAGUCGGCCCUCUCUGCUACCCAGCGCGAGGAAGAGCUUCAGAAACCCAACUAUGCUGUCAGACUUACUCUUGCGGGCCACUUGGCGGCUGUCUCAUCAGUUAAAUUUAGUCCUAAUGGAGAAUGGCUAGCAAGUUCUGCUGCUGAUGCACUAAUUAUAAUUUGGGGAGCAUAUGAUGGGAAAUGUAAGAAAACACUCCGUGGUCAUAAUCUGGAAAUAUCAGAUGUUGCCUGGUCUUCAGAUUCUAGUCGUCUCGUUUCUGCCUCAGACGACAAGACUCUAAAGUUAUGGGAUGUAAGAUCUGGAAAAUGUUUGAAAACAUUGAAGGGACACAGUGAUUUCGUUUUCUGCUGUAAUUUCAACCCACCAUCCAACCUCAUCGUUUCGGGAUCUUUUGAUGAGAGUGUGAAAAUAUGGGAGGUGAAAACAGGAAAGUGCCUCAAGACUUUGUCUGCCCAUUCGGACCCUAUUUCGGCCGUACAUUUUAAUUGCAAUGGGUCCUUGAUAGUAUCGGGGAGCUAUGAUGGUCUUUGUAGGAUCUGGGAUGCUGCCUCAGGCCAGUGUUUAAAAACAAUUGCUGAUGAGGGUAACCCUCCUGUGUCCUUUGUAAAAUUUUCUCCAAAUGGAAAAUAUAUUCUCACUGCAACUUUGGACAAUACUCUGAAACUGUGGGAUUACAGCAGAGGCAGAUGCCUGAAGAUGUACACUGGCCAUAAGAAUGAGAAAUACUGCAUAUUUGCCAGUUUCUCUGUUACUGGUGGGAAGUGGAUUGUGUCCGGCUCGGAGGACAACAUGGUUUACAUCUGGAACCUUCAGACUAAAGAGAUUAUACAGAAGUUGCAAGGCCACACAGAUGUUGUGAUCUCUGCGGCUUGUCACCCUACAGAAAACAUCAUUGCAUCAGCAGCAUUAGAAAAUGACAGAACAAUUAAACUGUGGACAAGUGACUGCUGAAGUCUCUGGCAAUCGAUGAGUCAAGUUGAAUUAGAAACAAGAUAGAAAGGAUGAUUUCUCUGAAGCUCAGUGUGGUUUUGUAGUUUUUUUUUCAAAUUGUCUUUGAUUGUAUGAGUAUGAGGCAUUUUCAUUUGUGAAAUGAGACCACUGUAAAAGCAAAUCUAGAAACUGCGGCUUCUGAUUCUUAAAUCUUGAGACCUGUUGGCAAUCUCAUGUGUCCAUGCCUGGACAGCAUCUCAUUCUUUUUCUUUCCACAGCUUUCCCAGUGGGGAGGGUAUUUGGAAUAUUUAGAAGGUUGACAGAGCAGGAUGACUGUGGGGAAGGGGAACUUGUAGUUUCUGGUUUGGGAAGUCAUUAAGGACAGCGGCAUGAGUUUAGGGAGGAAAUGAGAGGAUUGGCAAUAUCUUACAUGUCACUUGAAUAUUUUUGGUGUUAUUCUACAUGAUGGGACAUCAAAUUGCCAAAUUAAUCUGUCAAGUUGGGGACAAGUCGUAGUCCGGUUCAUUCUACAAGUCUUCACACUUAGGCAUGUGUUGUGGGGUCAGAGGACGACUCUCAGGAGCUGAGUCUCCUUCCUCUGUGGGCUCCAGGUAGUGAACUCAGGCCAGGCUUUCUCAACAGGAUCUUUUGUUACCCGAGCCAUCUUGCAGGCCCAGAAUCUUACAUUGUUUUUGAGAAAGGGUCUUUCUCUGUAGCCCUGUAGGCCUGGCUGCCUUGUAAACCAGGCUGGUCUCAAACUCACAGAUCCACCUGCCUCUACCUCCUCAGCAUCUUAAACUUUUAACUGAAAAAAAAAAAAUCUCCUUAAGUACUUGGUUAGAUUGUACCAUUUUGUGACAGGCAAAUUACAUGUGAAGAUUGUGACCGCUCUUCAGUAUUAGACCUCCUAACUCCUGCCCAACACUCUCAACUCAGGCAUCACCUUAUAAAUACUAUGGUUGCCUGCCUGCCACCUCAGUGAGCAGCUGAGGUAGCUUUUCCCCCUCCUUUUUACAGUUUCUUAUAAAGCUCAAAGUGUACAGUUAUCAACUUGCAAUUGAGGUGGCUUCAUGGGCCAUGUAUUUUUUAGACAAUAAACACUAAGAUCAGGCUUUAA
Molecule: messenger RNA, 3436 nt
Organism: Peromyscus californicus insignis
Lineage: Eukaryota; Metazoa; Chordata; Mammalia; Rodentia; Cricetidae
Gene: Wdr5b
Product: WD repeat domain 5B
Exons: 1
Coding region: 1354-2340 (328 amino acids)
Cellular component (GO): Set1C/COMPASS complex
Molecular function (GO): histone binding
Source: RefSeq, a predicted model, not a curated record